This is a messenger RNA of Quercus robur (English oak), 1422 nucleotides long. RefSeq lists its product as uncharacterized. The coding region runs from base 107 to 847 and encodes 246 amino acids. The transcript is spliced from 2 exons. The record is from RefSeq and is a predicted model, not a curated record. Lineage: Eukaryota; Viridiplantae; Streptophyta; Magnoliopsida; Fagales; Fagaceae.
UGAUUACGUCGGAGAGAGACGCUCUUGUCCACUUGUCAUUUGUUUUCGCUCUUUAACACCAAACUUUACCUCUCUGCAAUUUGCAAUCUGACAGAGAGAGAGAGGUAUGGAAGAGGAGCAAUUGGACUAUGUGCUGGUACCAUUGGGUCUAUUGGUGUUUGGAUUAUACAACGUUUGGCUUUUGUUCACUGUCCUCCGCUCUCCCAGACGAACCGUCAUUGGUAUCAAUGCUGAAACUCGCCACCAAUGGGUCUUCUCCAUGAUGAGUGACCCCUUGAAGAAUGGUGUUUUGUCAGUUCAAACAAUUCGCAACAAUAUAAUGGCAUCUACACUGUUGGCAACAACAGCAAUUACUCUCAGUUCACUAAUCAGUGUUUUUGUGAGUAGCACAUCAAAGUCUGGUGACACAUCCUCGCAAUUGUUUUAUGGCAACAAGACUUCCAUUCUAUCUUCAAUCAAGUACUUUUCUAUCUUGAUUUGCUUCCUUGUUGCCUUCCUUUGCAAUGUGCAGUCUAUUAGAUAUUAUGCCCAUGUUAGCUUCCUGGUCACUGUGCCUACAUGGAAAGACAAUAAUCCGUCUAUUGAAUAUGUUGCAAGAAACUUGAAUCGAGGAAGCUUCUUUUGGUCCCUGGGACUGCGAGCAUUCUAUAUGUCAUUCCCUCUCUUCCUAUGGAUUUUUGGGCCCAUUCCCAUGUUUACUUGUUGUUGCAUAAUGACAUUUAUUCUCUAUUUCUUGGACACCACUACCAGUUUUACACGGCAUCUUCACAAUAACUCAAGCAAACAGAAUACUGAUGAUGUGGAAUCAGCUGGUCAAUCAUCGUUAACUGCUGUUGAAACUACAUAAUUCUGUUAAAAGUGGUCAAAUAUAUAUUUGUUAAACUUGAAUAGAACAAUGCCAUGUAUGUGUAUAGAAUUAAGUGCCAUCCUUACUACAUUGGCAGGCAUAGUAGCAUAUGUUUUUCAGUCAAUUCAAAUAGCCCUGCUUGCCAGAAUGGUUUCUUUGAAGGGAUCUUUGUUUUUUUUGCUCAGAUUGAAUUGAAGGAAUCAUGUUAUUUCAUAAAGAAAAUAUCCAGUUUGAUGACUUCCGCAGUUCCGCCUUAACUGUCCAUCAGCCCAGUUAUCUGAUUGUUGGGCUGCAUAUGUUCCAAAGAACAAUCACUGAUCUCAUUAAACUUGGAGGUGAGAACUGCAACUAUUUUCAUAGUCAUCUAUGUAAUCAUUGCCCAAGCAUGGAUCAAACCUACAGUGCGUUUGGUUUGUGUCAGUCAAUAUGCCCAAGUGGUGCAAUUCAAUGUUUUAUUGGAAAAGAAGCACUUCUGCACUUAUUAAAUAAUUAAAAAUGUAUGGAAAUGAUUCUGAUUUGAAUUGUUUGAAAAGCACCUUUUAUUUUGGAUAGGUUGAAAUGAAGCAUUUGUUAAA